UGAUUGCACCGGAUUACACCACACGCUAGUCGAAUUCUUAUUUCAUUGUUUUUCCUUUCUCGACUAGGACUAGGGUUUUUCGAUUCAGUACAAAUAUCAGGAAAAACCCGUUUUUCUUCCGUAGAGGAAUAGAAGCUGCUUCUUGAUUAGCUUAGCACCUCUUCCGCUCAUCGUAUUCAAACAGCCAAUUCACUCUUCCCUUUCUGUUAGUUUAUCCGGCGGUCGUGAUGGGAAGAGGAAAGUUCAAGGGCAAGCCCACCGGUCAGCGCCACUUUUCCACUCCUGAAGAGAUGCUCGCCGGCACCUCCUCGCGUCCUCGUACCUUUAAAAAGCAAGAAGCUGAAUACGAAGAUGAACAACCCGAAGAAGUAUCUGGAGAGGAGUCUGAAGAAGAAUCUGAUGAUGAACCUGAUCAAAAGCGGAAGGGAACUCAAGGUAUUAUUCAGAUUGAAAAUCCUAAUCUGGCAAAGCCAAAGAAUGUGAAAGCUAGAGAUAUUGAUAUUGGGAAAACUACUGAGCUUUCCAGACGUGAAAGGGAAGAAUUGGAGAAACAAAGAGCUCAUGAGCGAUACAUGAGGCUGCAAGAACAAGGAAAAACAGAACAAGCAAGAAAAGACUUAGAGCGUUUGAGUCUCAUACGUCAGCAGAGGGCAGAAGCUGCUAGAAAGCGAGAAGAAGAAAAGGCUGCAAAAGAGCAGAAGAAGGCUGAAGCACGGAAAUGAUUUUCCAGAAAAUGUCGUUCCAAACAAGCAGUACUCUCUAUAAAACUAGUGGAUUUGGUAGUUUAGUGCCCUCCAUAAAUACUGGAGAACAUGGUUGUUGUCUUAUAAUUGUUGGAAUAGUGUUGCCAACUAAAGUUUCUUCCUUAAAUUUACACAAUUGAUUAUGUUGUUAUGUCUUGAAGAGAAAUAGAUUUCUGGUGUGUUUAGAAUUCUUUA
Manihot esculenta (cassava) is the source of this 938-nucleotide messenger RNA. Its product is annotated as 28 kDa heat- and acid-stable phosphoprotein. Gene Ontology annotation, molecular function: RNA binding. Lineage: Eukaryota; Viridiplantae; Streptophyta; Magnoliopsida; Malpighiales; Euphorbiaceae. The record is from RefSeq and is a predicted model, not a curated record. The coding region runs from base 228 to 722 and encodes 164 amino acids. The transcript is spliced from 8 exons. Gene Ontology annotation, cellular component: cytosol.